Messenger RNA from Cucumis sativus (cucumber), 2079 nucleotides. Its product is annotated as probable serine/threonine-protein kinase PBL21. Gene Ontology annotation, molecular function: protein kinase activity; ATP binding. The record is from RefSeq and is a predicted model, not a curated record. Lineage: Eukaryota; Viridiplantae; Streptophyta; Magnoliopsida; Cucurbitales; Cucurbitaceae. The transcript has 7 exons. The coding region runs from base 695 to 1852 and encodes 385 amino acids. Gene Ontology annotation, biological process: protein phosphorylation.
GACCGGAACGUUUAAAUGCGGGCAAAAGGAAAGAAGAAAUUCAGAGGGAAGAGAGCGACUUGUGACGAUUACCCACAAACAUAAAUGCAAAGAAAUGGAGGCCCACCAUCUCCCCAGAUUCAAACCCUAAACAAAAAUGCUCACUUGGGUUUCCUUUUCUAGGAAGAAACAGGGAAAUAAUUUGAAGCUAAAUCUCUGUGUCAUCACCCUUCUUCUUUUACUUCGCCGGAAUCUGAACCCGAUCGUUGCCGGUGGACUUCCUCCUCCGACCAACCCAUUCAUAUUUAGCUUUGCUUUCUCAUUUUUGCCCUUUAGAUCUAUCUCUGGUUGAAAGAUCAUAUUUGCCUGUGGCGAUACUUCUGAUCGAAUUUCCCUAUUUAUUUACUUUUUUUUUUUUGUUGGGUUCUUAGAGUAUGUAAGCCUACACUCUUUAUUUUGUUUUUUUCUUUGUAAAAUUAUUUUUUUCUCUCUUCCUCUCUUUCUAACGGUUCUUCUCUGCUUAACCCUAGGGUUUGUCUUCAAAUCUUCCUGAUUCGGAGGGGGGGGCUCAUGGGACCAAGCUUUCUCCCUCUGGUCAGGGCUAGAGUGAAGUUAAUUUGAAAUGUGUAUAUGGGUCGAGUUGGGAAUUGCGGAUUUCGUUGGUUUGAGUGAUUUUUCUUUGUGAGUGAUAAUUUCAAUUGCUCUGCUUUUGGAGAUGAGCUGUUUUUCUUGCAUUCGUACUCGUUGUAAAGACGCCAGCAAGGUCGAAAUUGACAACGGGAGUGGGAGGGGGAAGUCGUAUUCAAAUGAAACUGGAAAAGGGAAGGAAUCACAAAACAGAGGUGGAAACAACCGGAAAUGUGGAGCUGCGCGAAGCUUCCCGUUUCGCGAAUUGGCGACUGCCACAAGAGGUUUCAAAGAAGUGAACUUGAUUGGUGAAGGCGGUUUUGGAAGAGUUUACAAAGGCCGACUAGAAUCAGGCCAGAUUGUUGCAAUUAAACAACUCAAUCAUGAUGGUCUUCAAGGAUAUCAGGAAUUCAUCGUUGAAGUUCUCAUGUUAAGUUUAUUGCAUCACAGUAAUCUUGUCACAUUGAUUGGUUAUUGUACUGAUGGGGAUCAAAGACUGUUGGUCUACGAGUACAUGUCGAUGGGAAGCUUGGAAAAUCAUCUUUUUGGUUUGUUCCCCAAACGAUCACCAUUGAGCUGGAACACUCGAAUCAAGAUUGCACUUGGUGCUGCACAGGGCCUCGAGUAUCUUCACUGCACAGCCAAUCCGCCAGUCAUUUACCGUGACUUGAAAUCUGCAAAUAUUUUACUGGAUGAUGACUUCAAUCCAAAGCUCUCUGAUUUUGGACUGGCCAAGUUAGGUCCAGUUGGUGACAACACUCAUGUUUCCACCAGAGUUAUGGGAACGUAUGGCUAUUGUGCUCCGGAGUAUGCCAUGAGUGGGAAACUGACCCUUAAAUCUGAUAUCUAUUGCUUUGGUGUAGUUCUCUUGGAGAUAAUUACAGGCAGGAAAGCUAUAGACACCACCAAGAAACCUGGAGAGCAAAAUCUUGUUGCUUGGUCUCGCCCUUUUUUAAAAGACCGGAGGAAGUUUGUUCAAUUAGUAGACCCACUGCUGGAAGGGCGCUAUCCACUUCGUUGUCUACACCAUGCAAUCGCAAUUGCUGCAAUGUGUCUCCAGGAGCAGCCAAUGUUCCGGCCAAUUAUCAGUGAUAUUGUUGUAGCCCUUGAGUACUUAGCUUCUCAGAGUCACGCAUCAGAACAACCGAGGGAAGGGGUAGGUAGUCCCUCCAAACUAUCUCCUCAAGGGGACAGGAGUGCCCAUGUUCAAGAUUCAAGAUGCGGAAAGAGUUCAACAUCCAAGUAAGGGUGGCUGCUAUAGAAGUCUUCGAACAGCUCUGUGGAUUUGCCGGCGAUAGAGAAACCCGACCAACUCCAAUCUCCUGUUUAAUAUUGUAGAAUAAGUAUCUAAAUUUGCAAGUAAUCCACAUGCAUUCUUGAAUGACAAUAUCUCUCCUUUGGUGGUAGUUGCACAUAUUUCAGGUAAUAUGGAUUUUUUUGCCUUCAAUACAGACAUAGAUUUAGUUUCAUACA